AGGCAGGGCUGAGUCUGUCAUUGGGACUCACUAAUGAGCCCUCCACUCCGUCUCCUCGCGUGGUGGAAUGUUUGGGCUGGCGAGUAAGUGAGAGAGCAAAAAAAAAGGGGAGCGAGGGAAAAGGGGAGCGAGGGGAGUCACAGAAAAAGGGAGGGAGUGAGGAGUCAAAGGAGUGGAGCAUGAGAAAGAGCUGUUGUACCUGCUGCUCUCACUGCUCAAAUAUUAACAACGGGUUCGUGGGAGCUGAUGCCGCUGCUCUGGGACAAGCCCAAACUGUGGAGGCAGCCGGGCUCAGUGGUCUGUGGACAGGCAGUCUGCCGCUGCUGCUGGAGGCACCACUGCAUCUAAGACUCUAAUGGAGGAGGAGGUCACAGAGCCUGAUCCUCAGAUGGUGGAGCCCACUGGCAUCCAGCCGCCAGGGAUGCACUUUGAGGUAAAUGGAGAUUUGCCCGGGAACCCUUGCCUGAGGGACGGGACGGAGGAGGUGAUGGAGAGUCCGACGAGGGAGCCUGAUGUGCUGCAGUAUCCUGCUGAGUACAGCCAGAGCCACCAGUACGGGGAGAAGAUGCCGUUCCACCAUGUGACGGCAGGCCUGCUCUACAAGGGGAACUACCUGAGCCGCUCGCUGUCUGAAAGUGACAGCGACGUGCUGGCCAGCAUCUCUGUGGAGGAGCUCGACGAGAUCCGGGAGGCGUUUAAGGUCCUGGAUCGGGACGGGAACGGGUUCAUUUCCAAGCAGGAGCUCGGUAUGGCCAUGCGCUCUCUGGGUUACAUGCCCAGUGAGGUGGAGCUGGCCAUCAUCAUGCAGAGACUAGACAUGGAUGGUGAUGGACAGGUUGAUUUCAACGAGUUCAUGACGAUCCUCGGACCCAAACUGCUGUCGUCUGAAACCAGAGAAGGAUUCCUGGGCAGCACAAUAGAUACCAUCUUCUGGCAGUUCGACAUGCAGAGGAUCGAGCUGGAGGAGCUCAAACACAUCCUCUUCUACGCCUUCCGUGAUCACCUCACCAUGAAGGACAUCGAGAACAUCAUCAUCAACGAGGAAGAGAGCCUGAAAGAAAACUCUGGGAACUGUCAGACAGAGUUCGAGGGAGUUCACCCUUCAAAGAAGAACCGACAGACGUGUGUGAGGAAGAGCCUCAUCUGCGCCUUUGCCAUGGCAUUUAUCAUCAGCGUCAUGCUCAUCGCAGCCAAUCAGAUGCUGAGGAACGGCAUGGAGUAGCUGUUCUGACUGUGAGCGGGGAGCCAGCCAGCCUGCCUGCAUGUGCAUGCCAGUGGGUGAGGUCAUAUCCCUGCUGAUAGGACUACAAGGAAUUACACUCAAAAUAAUCAGAGACCUAAUCCAUUUUUGAAAUUGUUUUUUUUUUUUAGUUUGUUUUUUUUGACGAGUGGCACCUCUCCACCUGACGUCCAAUGAAACCGUGAAGCCAGCAUGAGGAGUCAUGCUGUAUUCCUCCCCCUUUAUUCUGACAGGGACACUUAAGGGCUGACAUAACACAGAAUAAUUUGUCCUGUCUGUUUCCCUGAUGCAAUAAAACAAAGUUUUAUGAAACACUUAGUUCAGUGCAGGAGUUCAGAGCUGCUAGUGGGAUGUGAUGCGUUUGUCUGCAGAUUUGUCACCCACCAUAAGUCUGAUGAGCUACCAGAGCCGCAGUCUGGGAGCCCCCCCCCCCUCCUUAUUAUAGUUCUUGGAAGGACAAUGCUCCGCCGAGCUCAGCACAGCUCAGGCAGAAGGAUCUGUACGUGUCGGGCCACAGCUCCUGGAGCUCUCAUGGUGCUACGAUACUUGAGCUCCCCAAUUUAAUUUUUUCAGCUACUGCGUCUGUGGGCUGGUAUGAGGUGCUGGCAUCAGUUCAUCAGCCCUACAACCCAAACAGACAAGUGAGGGGGGAAUAUUAGAUGGUAACUCCAGGCCUGUGUUUUGGCUGUGUGAUAUUCAUAAACGAAGCCUGGAUGAUGAUCUUCUUCUUCUGGACACUGCUGGGUGAACGCUGUUCAAAGUGCAGAGAGAAGGUUUUCUGUGUCAUGUGGAAAAAUGCACCCUUUCAAUGCUCUCUCACUCCUGUUAUCUAUAUCACUGAAACUUAACAUAUCAUGGGUGUUUUAUAUGUCUAAUAUCGGAAAAAAAAAUACCCCUCAAACUCAGCAUCAGUGAAAAAUAAAGAAUACGUGAUACUGAGUCUUCUGUGUUCUGCCAUUUGGCCCUGAAGUCAGCAGAAAUUGGUCGAUGGUGCAUCCCCACUAAGUCCAGGUUUUUAACACUGAUGAUGAUUUUGUCCUUUAAAUCACAACAUAUCAAACUUUUAAAUUGUAACAUUGAGCUCCAUGUCCAUGUCUCAAAUUCAAAUAAUUCAAGUUGCAUUUGGGGCUUAAUUUAUUGCCUUUCAUAAAAGGGCGUGUCCAGAGGGAGGGCCAGGAAUAACAUGGACCCCCUUGAAAUCUGUCCCUGGGGUGGCCAAUCAAAUUUCCAAUCAGAUUUCACCUGGGCUCUAGGCACUGUUUUAUUUUACUGUUUUUACUUUUCAUUUCAAAUGUUUUUAAUGUAAAAAUGUUUAAUUUGUAUCCAUAGUGCGUCAGUAAUAUCCUGCAGAGAUUUCACUCAUACCUCUUGUUGGUUAAAGAUGAAAUGGUUGUUCAAAUAUCAACAAUAUGUGUGAGUCAAAUUUAAUAUAUUUGAAGCAGAAAUGCCCACAUCAAAGUGUCAGUUAUGUGCUUAUUUCAGCUAUAACACUACACGUGAUGACACUUUUAAACAGUUCAUGUUGUGUGGGCUGACGUUAUUCUGUAACCACUGAAAAAGAAGUUUAAUUUAAAUAAUUUUGACGAUGUGUUCUUUUGAAACGUGGGGUUUGUGUGUGAACUAUCUCACAGGAGCACUGACACAUCUGGACAUUUUGAGUCCUGCUUUUCGUUCUGAACUCCUGCACUGGCUCUCAUCUCAACAUGUAACCCCAGCCAGGGGCCAGACACGCUCACAUAUCAUGUGCAUGCGAUCAAGUCAGUGUCUGCUGUAAAUAAUGUAACCCACGUCUGAAUAAAUGUCUCACAUGUCUGUUGAGAGGGUGUGCAGUAUCCUCUCUGUAUGUGCAUGAGUGUCGGUGCUCUCCCUCUGCUCACUCGGGUGCAGAGGUGCAGGGAGGGAGAUCAGCAGCUUCAGAGGCGGCUGCUUCAUCACAAACAGCAGCAGGCGGUGAAGACCCUUUCUGCUCCCUCUGAACCCCCCUGCCAAAGCCAUAGAACUCUGCAGAGGUGAAACCACACAACACGAUAUAAAAGCUUGUCUUCUGUCCUCACAUGAAAACACAGGAUCAAAGCAGCGUCUCUGGGCAGAAAUAUGUGAGUCUUAUGAAUGAUUUGGUCUGUUUUGUCAAUGUUUUUGCACUGCGCCUGUUGUCCUGUCCAAUGAAAUGACACGGAGGGCUGAAGGAAUGUGCAAGAGCGCCCUCUGGAGGUGAAGUACGACCACACCAUGCUGUCCAUAGUGUUUGUGUUUUUCUCACUGUGUGCACUGCUGAAUGUGACUACAGGCAGUGCAGUAAAAAUGUCCAAUUAAUGUUGAUAUUUAAUGUUUAACAUCUGAUUAUUUUUAUGUACAAAGUAAAGGUUGACUUUGCUCUGCCGCCUGCAGGUAGAGCUGCACUUGUAUGUUAACACAUAUUUAAACACAGUGUAUUUAUAGGAAUAGAUUUCUUGCCUGUGGCAGAAAAAAAGUCUGAACCUGUAAAAGGUUUUUAAACACAGAUGAUUUACUGAAGACUGACUGAGGAGCACUUUGUGCAGACGUCUGCGACACCUUGUAGGUCACACUUUUUUUUUUUUUCUUAAUCAGUAAAAGUCAAACUGAUUAAAAUUUGAUUUGUUAUUUUUUUUAACCUUCUUGCAGUAUCGAAGACAAUUCACCACCAAACUGCGAGGUAUAGUCACUGCUGUCAUAUAAAAGUGGGCAACUGGAAAUGUGUUUUGUCUUUGAGAAGAACUUUCUCCCUCACUUUUUUAUUUUACUCUGUGUUUGGGAUUUUUUGAGUUGCUAUGGUUACAGUUUUCCCUGCAAUCAAGCUGUCCCAGCCUGCCUCUGCAGAAGGGUUGCAUGUCUACAUUGCAGAGAUUUGGAGGGGAAGUGUUUCAGUAGCAUGGUGAUUGGAACCCACCUGUUUUUGUUUUGUUUAUGUCACUUUGUACAUAUAGUUAAUAAGAUAAGACAAGCACACACUAUACAUAUUUGCAUGUGCAAUAUUCAAACAUGUAGAUUAGAGACAGAUUUUAAGUUGUGAUAUUUAUUAGAGGCGUGAUCAUUAUGAAAUUGUAAAUAUGGAAACUUGUACAACGGUGAAAGGGUUAAGCUUUGAGGCAAUAAAACUGUGUUUUUAAAUGAA
Molecule: messenger RNA, 4373 nt
Organism: Labrus bergylta (ballan wrasse)
Lineage: Eukaryota; Metazoa; Chordata; Actinopteri; Labriformes; Labridae
Product: calcium-binding protein 8
Cellular component (GO): trans-Golgi network membrane
Molecular function (GO): calcium ion binding
Source: RefSeq, a predicted model, not a curated record